GUCAACGAAGCCAUCGAAUGGAUGAAACAGUUGACUGACUUCAAGCUCUUAUGGAUCGAAGAGCCCACUCAUCCACACGACGCGUUAGGACACGCGACCAUCUCGAAGGCUCUGGCGCCGUAUGGCAUAGGAGUGGCCACUGGAGAGCAGUGUCCCAACAGAAUUAUAUUCAAACAACUGCUUCAGUCAAAGGGAUUCCAAUUCUGUCAAAUAGAUUCGUGUCGUGUGGGCGGAGUGAAUGAAAAUCUGGCCACUAUUCUAAUGGCCCAUAAAUUCGGAAUUCCCGUUUGUCCGCACGCGGGAGGUGUUGGACUUUGCGAAUACGUUCAGCACUUGUCAAUGUGGGACUUCGUGGCAGUGAGCGGUUCCAUGGAGAACAGGAUGACUGAAUACGUGCACCAUUUGAACGAACACUUUGAAAACGCUGCCUCAGCUAAAGCGGGCCGAUAUUUGGCGCCCAAACAGCCCGGAUAUUGCUGUCACUUAAAGGAAGAGUCGCGGAAAGUAUAUGAAUUCCCGAACGGAACUUAUUGGUCACAAAAGCAAUAAAAAUAAUAGUAAAAUAAUAACUGUUAUUAUUUAGAAUUAAAUAUACAAAUAGUGAUAAAAAGUUUAUUAAAUCAGUAGUUAAUCCUUAAUUAAAGAAAUCGCU
This is a messenger RNA of Oppiella nova, 652 nucleotides long. Lineage: Eukaryota; Metazoa; Arthropoda; Arachnida; Sarcoptiformes; Oppiidae. The record is from the annotation of a GenBank genome assembly.